Messenger RNA from Aspergillus bombycis, 1500 nucleotides. RefSeq lists its product as uncharacterized. NCBI's taxonomy places the organism in Eukaryota, Fungi, Ascomycota, Eurotiomycetes, Eurotiales, Aspergillaceae. Gene Ontology annotation, biological process: secondary metabolite biosynthetic process. The coding region runs from base 1 to 1500 and encodes 499 amino acids. Gene Ontology annotation, molecular function: acyltransferase activity, transferring groups other than amino-acyl groups. The record is from RefSeq and is a predicted model, not a curated record. The transcript has a single exon.
AUGACCGCCUCAACUGUCAAAGUCACAGUUGCUGCGACCCAUGUGGUCCACAGUAAACACCCAAUUCUUCUACAAGAUCCGUUCAUGCUGGGACCAUUUGAUCAACUUGGCCAUUUCGCUACACCUAUCAAUGUAGUCUGGAUCUACGAAUCCUCGUCCGCAAUCGGCCUGAUUCCGCUAGAAAGACUCCGCAAUGCUAUCAGCCGGGUUUUAGACUAUUAUCCCCACUUGACCGGCCGGAUGCGUAUCGACCCAACUACCGAAGUUCGUUCCAUGGCCAGCCUAGGUAGUGGUGUACAUUUACUUGAAGCUUACUGCGACGCAACGCUACAGUCUUUCGCCAGGACAUCGCCGGCAUCCGGUAGAGGAUUUAGUGUGUUCGAUUUUCCGAGGUCAGGGAACGCGCUGCUGGCGCCAUGGGAUUUGUCUCGUGAAGGGAUACAGCAGAAUCCAGUCUUUACUAUUCAGCGUACAGAGUUCGCCUGUGCCUCUGUGGCCAUUGGGAUGAGGCUAUCACAUGUUGUCACGGGAGCUGGCGGCUUUCUCCAGUUGUACCAGGACUUGGCGGCCAUCUAUCGAGCGACGACCGACUUAGACAUCGGAGGGCACUUUGAGUUAGCAUCGCCGCCGUGUCUAACACCAUUCAUGAUCACUCAAAUGCAGCAUAUGUCUGAUGAUGAGCAAAGAAAGGCAUUGGCUGAGGGGCCAUCGGCAUACUCUUUGCGUCACAGUGAUACGGGAGCUGAAAUACAUGCCCAAAAUGAAGCCCGGUUCGAACAAAGUCCAGAGAUGGAUCUGAUUGUGGGACGGACUUUGCGAUUCUCACCUGCAGCAAUAGCCACCCUCAAAGGUUGGGCAGUCGAACCAGGUAGCGGCAGCGACGCUCGAAUCUCCGCGUGGGCCGCACUGUCGGCACACCUCUGGCAGCAUACACAUCGUGCUCGCCUCGCGCGAGCCGCUGAUCUCAACUCUAGCACUGAUGGUGAGAAGACCAAUGUCCUCUCAAGCUCCGCCUUUGGUACCAGCGUAAACUUCGUACCUCAUCUCGGCUUACCUGAGCGCUCAUUCGGAAAUACAGUUGUGACUCCUGUUGUGGAAUUGGAGUCCACAAAGCUGGCACACUCACCCUUUUGGGAGAUUGCGAAGAUAAUCAGCAACCUGACUCGGCAUGUCUCCGUGAAUGAAGUACAUAAGAUUGGGAGUUGGAUCGCCGCCCAGCCCAAAAAAUCACUUAUUCAGCUGGACUUUCCGGUCACGCCAGCCUCGUUUAUUUCAACUGGAUGGCAUCGCUUUCCUUUGUAUUCCGGCGCUGAACUUGAUGUCGCACCCACCUUUGCCAGCCCAAUUUUCAUGGAUACUUUGUUCGACGGUAUGGUGUUCUUUGUUGAACCUAAGGUUAAGGAUGGUAGUGUCGAAGUCGUAGCCUCUCUGAGGUCGUCAACCUGGGAGUCUCUUGAUACAGAUGGAGGAUUCAUCACUAAUUGGGACAGAACAGCUUAA